Messenger RNA from Protobothrops mucrosquamatus (brown spotted pit viper), 2042 nucleotides. RefSeq names its product zinc finger and BTB domain containing 33 (gene ZBTB33). Gene Ontology annotation, cellular component: nucleus. The record is from RefSeq and is a predicted model, not a curated record. Gene Ontology annotation, biological process: regulation of transcription by RNA polymerase II. Bases 3 to 2042 code for a protein of 679 amino acids. The transcript has a single exon. NCBI's taxonomy places the organism in Eukaryota, Metazoa, Chordata, Lepidosauria, Squamata, Viperidae. Gene Ontology annotation, molecular function: DNA-binding transcription factor activity, RNA polymerase II-specific; protein binding; RNA polymerase II cis-regulatory region sequence-specific DNA binding.
GGAUGGAGACCAGGAAGCUCAUAACCGCUACCGACAACCAGUACUCUGGUAUGCUUUUGAAAGCUCUGGAUGAGCAGCGAGGCCUCGGACUUUUCUGCGAUGUCACCGUUAUCGUGGAGGACCGCAAAUUCCGAGCCCACCGGAAUAUCCUUUCGGCUUCGAGCACUUAUUUUCACCAACUCUUUGCAGUGGCCGGACAGGUCGUUGAGCUGAACUUCAUCAGGGGGGAGGUUUUCGCCGAAAUACUCAACUAUAUCUAUAGCUCAAAAAUUGUCCGGGUGCGAGCGGAUUUGCUCGAUGAACUGAUUAAAUCGGGGGAGUUGCUCGGGGUCAAAUUCCUGGCUGAUCUGGGUGUUCCUCUGCAACAGGUGAAGAACAUGUCUUCGGAUGCCAGCACUUCCGAGCUGCCCAUCCUGGAGGCAAAUGGCCCCAAAGUGCAGAAGCCCCCAGCCCCACCGGAGACCCAACACAUAAAACUCGGGAAGCCCAUCAUUACGGAAUCCUUUUCUCUCUACAGGGAGUCGUGUGACUCCGCCAAGAUCACCAUUAGUGAUUCUGAUGAUGAUGAUGAUGACGACGACGUCAUUUUCUGCUCAGAGCUGGCACCUGCCAAGGACCGUUCGGUAGAGGCCAAAGUCAUAACCCAGAUCCCGCCUUGCCCGAAUCCCACCGCCUCUUCUGAGAUGACCAGCUCUAUCAACAGUAAUUCUGCCCCUCAACCAGUGGCAACUGCAGCUCCAAGGCUUGACUCGUCUACCCUUCUGCCCAGGCCGGCUGAAAACCAAAAGCCAGUUGAUACCCUUCCUCCCCCAGCUCCACAGUCCACAACUCCAAAGGUCCUUGUGCUCAAUUCAUCCCAAGUUGGCGCCACACCAGGGGUCGGUUCAUCGCACGAAAUAGAGGUAUUGCCGAUUCCCGAAGAGAAUCGGCAGCCAUCCAUCCAUGAUUCCUUAACCGACAUGGAAACCAACGUCAUUGACGAGGAAGAAGAGGAAGAUGUAGAAGAUGUGGAAGAUGAUGACGACAUCCUGGGUUUAUCCAGUCCGGGUUCGGCAAGCAGCAGUUCUUUGGUUCAGCAGCCCACGACUCCGAAGCCGGCCGCUGCAGCCGACAGCCCAGCAGCCCAGAAGAAGCAAGUGGUGAACUUUCCACCAGAACCCAUCUCCCAACCCAACGAAUUCAAGAUCCAAAUCUCAGACGUUCUUUCCGGAGGCCUCAAGGACGCUCCUCCCAACCUUGGGCCAAAGCACGUCAUGGAAGGGCAGAAGACCAUCACGUUAGAUAAAGCCACCGGAAUCGAGAGCUUGUCGACCGGCUGCAAAGUGUACGCAAACAUCGGCGAAGAUACCUAUGACAUCGUAAUCCCGGUGAAGAACGAGGCUGAUGGAGAAGUCCACCUGGACAACAUCCCACGCACCUCAGGCCACGAGUCCACUAACCGCAAGCGCUUGAAAGUCAAGCAUGACGACCAUUACGAGCUGAUCAUGGAUGGGAAAGUCUACUACAUCUGCAUUGUGUGUCGGAGAUCCUACGUCUGCCUGACCAGCUUGCGGAGACACUUCAACGUUCACUCCUGGGAGAAGAAAUACCCCUGUCGCUACUGCGAGAAGGUUUUCCCUCUGGCGGAAUACCGCACUAAGCAUGAGAUCCAUCACACCGGUGAGCGGCGGUACCAGUGUUUGGCUUGUGGGCAAUGUUUCAUCAAUUAUCAGGUGAUGGCCACCCAUCUGCGAUCUGUUCACAGCCAGGAUCCUUCAGGCGAGUCCAAGCUGUACCGUCUGCACCCGUGUCGGUCUUUGCAGAUCAGAAAUUACGCAUACAUUUCGGGGAAUUCCAACAAUCUCCCAGUCGCCAGUGACAAUGCCCUGGUUUAUCCCGGCAAUCCUUCAAAAGAGACCACUCAGGAACCGGUCCCGAACCAACCCGUGAAGCCAAUGACUUGGGACGACAUCUUUGUUCCGCAGGCAAACGAAAGCCUCUUUAAACAAAACCCAUCGGACGGCACCUCCGAAUUUGAGUUUGUGAUACCAGAAUCUUACUGA